Chiroxiphia lanceolata (lance-tailed manakin) is the source of this 711-nucleotide messenger RNA. RefSeq names its product neuraminidase 1 (gene NEU1). The record is from RefSeq and is a predicted model, not a curated record. Gene Ontology annotation, cellular component: cytoplasm; lysosome; membrane. The transcript has 4 exons. Gene Ontology annotation, molecular function: exo-alpha-sialidase activity. Gene Ontology annotation, biological process: oligosaccharide catabolic process; ganglioside catabolic process. The annotation marks the transcript as partial. NCBI's taxonomy places the organism in Eukaryota, Metazoa, Chordata, Aves, Passeriformes, Pipridae.
AUGCUCCGGGCGCUGCUGCCGCCGCUGCUGCUCGCGGUGGGGGCCGCGGGGCGCUGGCAGCCGACCCCCGACACGGUGCGGCCGCGGGUGGUGCGGGAGCAGGUGCUGUGGGUGAGCGGGGAGGGGCGCGGGGGGGUCCACACCUUCCGCGUGCCCCUGGUGGUCGCCACCCCCGGGGGGGCCCUGCUCGCCUGUGCCGAGGGCAGGAAACAAUCGGCGGGGGACGUGGGGGCCAAAGUCAUCGCCUGCCGCCGCUCCCCCGACGGAGGAGCCACGUGGGGCCCCACGGAGGUGGCGGCCGACGACGGCUGGGGGGGGGACGGGCUGAAUUUGGGGGCCCUGCUGAGCGUGGGCCCCGAGGUGCUGCUGCUCUUCGCCCGCUGCGCCCACCCCCCCCAGCCCUGCGGGCCCCCCACCACCCUCCUGCUGCGCAGCCGAGACGGGGGCCGCUCCUGGGGGCCCCCCCAGAACCUCUCGGGGGUCGUGGGGGGGGAGGUUUUCGCCCCCGGGCCCGGCAGCGGCAUCCAGAAGCAGAGCCCCCCCUUCCGGGGCCGGCUGGUGUUCUGCGGGCACGGUACCCUGGAGCGGGACGGGGUCUCGCUGCUGCUCAGCGACGACGGGGGGGUCUCGUGGCGCAGGGGGGGGGUCCUGCCCGCCAUCCCCUUCGGGGCCCCCCGGCACCCCCGGGACUUCACCCCCGACGAGUGCCAG